CGGAGGAAUCAAACCACAGAACAUUUCAGCACCUACGUUAAUCCCCACUUGCCUGUUCCGUACACGGCUCCCCCGCCUCUGCGUCUGCCGCUGCCGCCACAGUCAUGGACACGCCGCCGCCCUCUCUCCCGCCGUCCACCCUCCUCUGGCCAGACCUCCUCGCGGGUGCGGCGUCCUCCACGCGCCGCCUCGUCGCCGCACAUUCCUGCCACUUCCUCGCCCUAUCCUCUCUCCUUCUUCUCCCGCUCGCCCUCCUCCUACUCGCCCUCCCCUGUCCCUUCCUCCCUGCCUCCGCCUCCUCCCCCGCCGCCCCCUCCGUGUCUCUCUGGUACCCGCCGGAUCCGCCGAGGAACCCGCUACACAUCCCGCUGCCGCUUCUCGCUCUCGCCGCCGCGCUCCUCUACCUCGCUGCCUUCGCCGCCGCGGCGGCCAGCGCACACGCAGGGUUCUUCGGUCGCCCCGUCCGGCUCCUCGCCUCGCUCCGCUCCGUGCCAGCCUCCCUCCUCCGCCUCGUCAUCACCGCCAUCCCGGCCUCCCCGCUCGCACUCCUUCCGCUCCUCCCGCUCCCCGCUGCGCUCGGCGCCGCACUGCCCGUCCUCGGCUUCGUCCUUUUAUCCCCGUUCUGGUCCAUCGCUGGCGCCGCUGCCGUGGUCGAAUCGGCCACAGGCCUCACGCCGCUCCGCCGGAGCUGCCGGCUCCUCUCUGGCGCCCGCCUCGCAGCCCUCUCCUCGUUCCUGGUCUUCGCUGCCGGGAUUGGGGUCACGCUCUGUGGCUUCGGCGGUGUGGCUGCCAAGACGUACGACGCUGGGGCUGGGUGGACUGGGAUGGCGCCCGUGGUGGUCAAGGCGGUGGCUGGCACAGCGCUGCUGGCCGUGAUGAUGCUGUACGGGAUGGUGACCAACGUUGUGCUCUACAUGCACUGCCGCGCGAUGCACGGUGAGCUCGCAGGGGAGAUCUACAAUGAGUUCGCCAACAUGUAUGUCUUCCUGCCCUUUGACGAUGGAAAAGAUAGCCAUGUUGUCUCUGUGGUCACGAUGUGGCCGUGAUUGGUUUCAGUGGAAGCAAUGGUCUGGUGUGCAUUUCAGUUCUGUGCAUAAGUUUGUGUAAUUGUGAUGGAAUGUUCAGAACAUGUAGACUACUAUUAGUGUAAGAGAUCCAUGCUUUUGAUUUUGUAUCAAAAUAGAAAAAGGAUUUGAGUAUCAUACACCACUGUUGAUGGGAAUCGAAUGUAAACUGUCCAUUCAUUG
Messenger RNA from Sorghum bicolor (sorghum), 1247 nucleotides. RefSeq lists its product as uncharacterized. NCBI's taxonomy places the organism in Eukaryota, Viridiplantae, Streptophyta, Magnoliopsida, Poales, Poaceae. The record is from RefSeq and is a predicted model, not a curated record. The transcript has a single exon. The coding region runs from base 105 to 1046 and encodes 313 amino acids.